AGCCGCCGCGACCUCGCCCGCCUUUAGGGCUCCUCACUUUGUCAUCUGCACAUGGGGCGGCUCGGCCAAGAGCAGUCCAAACAGGUCCUUCCUAGGACCAAGUUAGUGUCCCGCCCGUAAACCUUUGCUUGCUGCGCCAACACAGCCAGAGAGCCUCGACGCUGAUCCGAGAGUCCCCCCGGAUUAUGUCGCAAUCCGUGCUCUGCUCAGAUCCCUGACCGCGAGAGCCUUGGGGUGCCCGCCUUUCCUUCCCAGGCAGAAGAGGAGGAUCCGUCCUUGCCGGCUGAGCUGAGAUGGCGGCUGAGUGAUAAAACCAAAAUACAUACCUGGACGCCAUGCUGCUGUGACCGGACCUGCUCUGUUUGCUCUUUUUCAUUUUUACCACCCCCCUGCCUCGCCUGUCUGUUGGGGAAGCCAAAGACAGCCGCCGUCUGUCUUGUCACUGCCGCGCCGCCGAAGCUACCACUACUCGUCCGAUCAUCCGGCCCGCCGAUUUGCCCCGUGAAAGCCGAUACCGCAUUCAACUCUCGCCAGGCCAUCGACAACCCGGCCUUGAAGUGCGUCACGAGAAGCACUAGGGCAAGCAGCAGAGACCUAGUGGGGCAACAACCUCGGCCACGGUUUGCCUCGCUGUUGGCUCGAGGCUGUUGAAGCUGUUUCGAGGAUCUCAUCGCGAUGGAGUCCAAGAGGACUCUCGCCCCCUCUGAUCGGGCCGACCCGGCCGGCCUCUCGACGGCCCGCGCCCUGUCGCCUGCCCCGAGCGGCCGCUUCAGCCUGAGGAGGGUAUCGCUGUCAUCGUCGAGGGCAUCCAUGUCCUCAGGGUCUUCAGGCUCAACAUCUACAUCUUCAUCGGCAUCUGCUGUUGUCACCGAGGACGGCUCUUGUGUUGCCCGAGAGACUGCGCUCGGGGACUCGGCGCGGUACCGCUUCAUAACGUGGGCUGCCGUCAAGCGGAAUGAGUGCGAACGCAUGACGGAUAGCGAACGCCUCGAGUGCCCGCUGCUUCGAUGCCGUCAACGCUUCGGCGACCACGAGAGGAUGCUGCGGCAUCUUGCCUCAUGCGACCACCUGGGGACUUGCGAGUACUGGUGCUAUGAGCACAUGAGGGUGGAGCGCUUCGACGACGCAAAAAGCAGCAAGCGCUGUCUAAGCCAGCCUUCGUCCAAGCGCCGCAAGAUGAUCGUCAUGGCCAAAAGCUUCUUCUCGUCGCUCGGCCACAAGGGUCGCAAGGGCGGCGUAUCAGGGACGCUUUCCGACUCGGACUUUGGUGUCGGCGGGAGCCAGUCCUUGAUUUGUGUCAACGACCUGCCAGAUAUCGACCCCCUGGCCGGCGCUGAACUUUCCGGAACUGAGAUACUGGAGAUCGACUCGACCGAAGUCGUCUCGCCAUCACAUCCUUUGGCACAAGACCCGGCACCGUCAAUACGAACCCACGCCCCACCGGAAGAGGCCGGGCAGCCCAACGUCGUCAACCCCCAGGUACUGAGUCUUCCAGAGCUGGAGUCGAGUACGGAGAUGGAAGUGGACGACUCGUUUAUGAACUGGCAGCCCCCAGACAUCACGGCUGUCCCCGACCAUGCAGUAUGUCCGGGGCUUUUAGAUCAUCCCGUCCACUGGCUGGAUGCUGGCGGGGUGAGCCCUCUUGGGAGUCCAAUCCAGCAUCCUCCACUCCAGGUCAACACACAUGACUUGCCCCAGUAUCGCAAGAUGGUGCGGCCGCGGCCGAACCCCGCCCCGCCGACAUCUCGGAGCAAAGACCUUUCCCCGAGCUCCUCGGUUCGGUCGACAACGAGCACGACCAGCACGACGAGCACUGUGAGCAACACAAGCAUGGCGAGCGCCACAAGCAACGUGAGCUCGCUCAUCUCCCCCGCAUCUAUUUGGAGCAACGACUCGGAUAUGUGGUCGGGCUUAGCAAAGCAUUUGACCUCGCCGGCCGAGGAUCUCAUCAGCGCAGCUGGCUUCUUGCCCGAUGACAUGGCUUUCGAGGAUACCACGGGGGCCUUCUUCGAAAACACCUGUCCGCCUGGUCUCCUGGAUACCAUAUUCGAACUCCCUGCCGACAUUCCCGAGACCAAAGUCGCCCCAGCAAACCUGUCGUCGGAUCCCCUUCUGUUUGCCCGUGAUACAGCCUUGUACUCGGGAGAGCAAGGAAGCUCGCAUGCGGCCGAUUUGGUCAUAACUGAUGAGGAUCCUGAGAGGAUGGUGGAGGCCUCGCAUGUUGCCGUUCCAUCUACUUUGAUAGAUGCGUUCAAUCUGGCUCAGGCUCCUCCCAAGGUCCCCUUGCCACGACCCGCUACCACCCAAACCACAGCCCCAAGCAAACCCCCGACGGCAUCACAGCCCAGCACGAGAGCCAUCGUCGGUUCCACAUGGGAUGCAUUGCUUGAGCACGUCGCUUGCUCGCAGAUGAAGAUUCAGAACGUCACCAACAAUCCCCUUGCCGACCAUCUUCGUACGCUGUCGCCCCGAACCAUUGCCCGGCACGGGCUCAACUCUCUUCAAGCACUCCUCGACGGCCGUCUCUCGACCUCCCCUACUGGCAUACUCUGUCUGAUGCAUGUCACCUAUGCCCUCUCGGUCAUAGUGUAUCGCGACAACGAUGUGGCGGUGCGCUGCAGCCAGCUCUAUGUCCAGUCACUUGUAUACUCAACAGCCCUGUCCGAACAGGCAAAACCUUUCUAUAACCAGCUCGCUGCCGUGAUCUGGCAACCAACCGACCUGUCCAAGACAGACCUCAGCCAAGGGUUAUUGAGACAAUACGCAUCCAUCAGGCGCACUCCCAGUCAGAAAGGAAAGGAGAGAUCCGACGACCUUUCCCGCCAUAUCCCGUACCAGGAGGAUCCGCUCAUUUGCACCGCCAGGAACUUUCUCGACGAUCUCGAAUGCUCUGUAAUACUCAACUUGCCCUCGGCAUUCCCAGAGGUUGCCAGCUCGAAUCUCUGUGCCAAACACCUGCAGGAAUCCGCGGCCAAGCAAGAUCCCAGCAUCACGCUUACCGCAGCUGCUCGAAAUGUGCUCUCGAAACUAGCGAAGCGAUUUAGUCAUUCGGCCGACCUUCUCGUCUUCUUGGAGGAUAUUACUCAUCGGGUUGGUUCAGGGUUGAUCGUAACCGUGCGCAGACUCGAGCUAGAGGUGCUGCAAGCCGGAAAGAUAUGCCUACCGUCUGGUGUUUAUUUCGACGAGUUUACCUCGGCUGUUGGACAUCUCUGUGACCGCCUCUACCUGAAAUAUGGAGCAGUGGCCUCGCAGCGGGCAGCAUACCACAAAUGCGGAAUCGCGCUUUUUGAUGCCAUGAUUGCCGACCUGGAUUCGAGCCGGACAGCAGCCGCCCUAUUUCAGCAACCCCCUACGGUCGACGACGCUCUGUUACUGGACCCUGCAUUCUUCAAGUCUAUCGCUCCAUGCAUGACCAACGGUACGGCGGAUGGCCUCGUUUUCCCGUUCGAUCUUGAUGCUGCCACCAUGGACUUCUCUGGAUUGGGUGUAGCGGAGCAGUCGAUGAAGAGCGAGGACGUGGCCUUGGUAUCGGCAUCUGGGGUGGAGGCUAGUGAUUCGACGACCGGACAAGAUUUCCAAGCCACCCAGCCCCCUCGGUCAGGUCCGGCCGCCUGUGCUUCCUCUUCGUCCUCAUCUUCGUCCCCCACAACUUCGCCAUCAUCCUCCUCCUCCGAGUCUGCGCCCACGGCGGCAUCUUCGUCCUCAUCGCUGGCGCGGACCGAGGCGAACGAUUGCUGCGACAUCUGCGGCUAUCGUCCCAAGGGAGACCCACAGUGGUUCAAGGGGAGCAUGGCGAAGCACAAGAAGCUGCAGCAUUCGGCGGCGCCACCCAAGAUUUACAAGUGCCAAUACCCCGGCUGCUCGAGCCAGUACAAGAACCGGCCAGACAAUUUGAGGCAGCACCAGAUCGAAAAGAGGCACUUUGUGGACGGGGAAGAUGAGCGCCGGCGGCCAAGCAAGAGGAAGAAGCUGUCUGAAUGAAGGAGCUGUGUGCGGGUUGCGUGUUUGUAUGGAAUAUUCCUUUUUUUACUAUUGCCAUGGUUUUUUCCCCCUUUGUCUCAUUCUGUUUGCGUCAAGCUGGUGGCCUGCUUGGGAAUAGUAACAAGGCACACAACGGAGUUUUUAGAAGCCCGAGGUGCGGCUUCUGUUUGGGAUAUACCAUUUGGGUUUGAUAUUUGAAACAUGAUUUGGGAACGAGCGAGAGUUGCUUGUUGCGACUUUUGUUCAGUUUGAGUGUAAUACAACAUGUUUGUGCCACCAUUCCGCAGGCAUCUAAUGCUCGGCUCAACUACCCAAGUACAACGACCCAACCCCUGCGAGUUUGGCU
Molecule: messenger RNA, 4327 nt
Organism: Gaeumannomyces tritici R3-111a-1
Lineage: Eukaryota; Fungi; Ascomycota; Sordariomycetes; Magnaporthales; Magnaporthaceae
Exons: 4
Coding region: 676-3981 (1101 amino acids)
Source: RefSeq, a predicted model, not a curated record